Megalobrama amblycephala (Wuchang bream) is the source of this 1650-nucleotide messenger RNA. Its product is annotated as membrane-spanning 4-domains subfamily A member 4A-like. The transcript has 7 exons. The coding region runs from base 271 to 930 and encodes 219 amino acids. The record is from RefSeq and is a predicted model, not a curated record. Lineage: Eukaryota; Metazoa; Chordata; Actinopteri; Cypriniformes; Xenocyprididae. Gene Ontology annotation, cellular component: membrane.
GUUCUCUGACACUGACUACAUUACAUCUAAAUUAUCAUUAUGAUUAUUAUACAUUUUAUAAGUUAAUGCUAGUUUAUAUUUUUUAAAAGAAAAGCUUAUUUGAAAGCCCUUUGAAGGGCAUCAACAUAAUUCUAUGGUAUACGUAUAACACAAACACAAGCUCCUCCUCAGCGGUUUUUCUCAGUCCACACACACAAAGAUACACCAUAAGAGCGAUCAGACUUCCACAUCAACAACUCACUUCAGGUGAUAUACAAAACUUUCCCUAGAAUGGAAACCAGCAGGGUCAUCUCAACUGACAAAGCAACGGUUGUCAUCCAAAUAAAUCCACAGGCGGCACAAAAUGCUGUUAUUUGUGAUGAUGGACAGGAGGCCAGAGGAGAAUAUCACAAUACGGCUCUUAAGGGUUUUUUUAAAGCACAACCAAAGGCACUGGGGUCUGUGCAGAUAAUGAUCGGAGUGAUGAUCUUCCUACUUGGUAUUGUACUCACCACAAAUGUCGACCGUUUCGGUACUCUUUAUGUCUUUAGUGGAAUAACAUACUGGGGAUCUUUCAUUUUCAUCAGUGCUGGAUCUCUGUCUGUUGCUGCGCAGAAUAAACUUCAUCCCUGUGUGGUGAAAGCCUCUCUUGGAAUGAAUGUGAUCAGUGCCAUAACUUCAGCGAUAGCCGUUCUUCUGAUGGGCAUACAGAUAGGAAUCCAUCCAAUGCCAUAUCAAAGUUGCUACUAUUCUCUUAGUUACUCUGAAAAUUACUCUGAAAAUUACAUCUGUAUAUAUUUUGAGAGAUAUGGUUGGGGGAUCAUUGGAAUAAUGAUGGUGUUAUCCAUCCUUCAGUUCAUCAUCUCCAUCUGUAUCUCAGGCUUUGCCUGCAAAGCCACCUGCGACAGAGACUCUACAGUGGUCAAUGUGGCACUAAACCAGGGAUACUGAGUCACAGUGAGAAGAUCUUACUGUUUAAAGGUUGCAAGAAAUUAAUAUCACAUUAAAGUACAUCAAACAAUUUGAUUGUUGAUACGAAGUACGAAGUCAUGCACUUUUUUUUUUUUUUUUUUGCUUUGACCUAAAAUUGAAACCAGUUUAAUAAACAAGCUGUCACUGUGCAUGAUGUUGGUAAAUGUUUGUGGUCAAUUAAUUCUCUGCAUCUGGUCUCUCAGUAUCUGUAAAACCACCUGUUUCUACUGAGCAAUGCUUCACUAAACCAAGUCAAUGGUUUUGGUAGCUGUGUUGUGGCAACCAUAACUAUGGCAGACAAUAUUAUUUAUGUUAUAGUAUGAUUGUGCAGUGCAAACUAAAUCUUCUAGAGUGUACACGUAUUACAUUACUGCAGUAUGCUUAUGUUCGAGAUAAAUCAAUCUAUAUGUACCACUGACAAGAGUAAAGGUACAGCUGUAGGUGCAGAAUGGAAAGGAAAUAUAAAGCAACCACAAUGGUGAACUGCCUGGCACCUCAUUGGUGUGAAACUAGGACGUUCAUUUGUCUAAAAAAAAUGCAGAAUGUUUUCAGUGAGGGUUGUGGUUAGGGUACAUAAUAUGGUGUUCUUAUCUUACAUUGUCUAUGGAAAGUGUGCAUAAUUAUAUAAAAACUAGUUUGUGCGUAUGUGUGUGUCUGAUUUGAACACAGACAUGUCUGCUGGUACUUUUAAUGACAGAU